AUGGGUUUUGGCACUCCAGAGAAACAAGAAUUCCUCAUUAGUCGACCCAAGCAACGCUCAUCACACUAUACAAUUUAUGAUGAUCCAAAUGCAGGUCCAAGUUUUGGCAUAAAUGAUCUUCGAUUCUAUAAACAAUUUAGUAGCGAGAGUAAUAAUUGUUGUGCAAUACCUACCGUCUUUGAGACAAAGAUUAUCAACGAGACUGAAUUUUUGGUUGAAGAUUAUGAAGUUUAUCAAAUUUAUUUGGAUUCCGAUUUGAAAAACCUAGAACUCUGUGAUUUGCAACUCCAAAGACUCAAGUAG
Entrophospora sp. SA101 is the source of this 303-nucleotide messenger RNA. NCBI's taxonomy places the organism in Eukaryota, Fungi, Glomeromycota, Glomeromycetes, Entrophosporales, Entrophosporaceae. The record is from the annotation of a GenBank genome assembly.